Leptosomus discolor (cuckoo roller) is the source of this 1215-nucleotide messenger RNA. The record is from RefSeq and is a predicted model, not a curated record. NCBI's taxonomy places the organism in Eukaryota, Metazoa, Chordata, Aves, Leptosomiformes, Leptosomidae.
AUGGGGGUACCUUUAUUUGGGGAUAGCAAGCCCUUCUAUUUCCGGAUCUGGAAUGGACUAAGCCAGAAGUUGCAAGGCAAAAAAUCCUGGGAUAAACGUCUGGAUGAAAUCUACUUACUCCAGCAGAAAAGGAUCUGGGAAUCCCCACUCCUCCAGGCUGCCAAAGAGAACAACCUCCCAGCCAUUAGGAAACUUCUUACUGAUGGAACAUGUGAUAUCUAUCAGAGAGGUGCAGUGGGGGAGACCGCCCUUCAUGUAGCUGCCUUGUAUGAUAACGUGGAGGCAGCAGUGACUCUGAUGGAAGCAGCUCCUGAGCUUGUCAAUGAGAGGAUGACAUCAGAGCUUUAUGAAGGGCAGACAGCUCUCCACAUUGCAGCCGUGAACCAGAACAUCACUUUGGUGAAGGCUUUACUCAAGAGAGGGGCCAAUGUCUGCACAGCACAGGCCACUGGGCACUUCUUCAGGCGCAGCUCACAGAACCUUCUCUAUUUCGGAGAGCAUGCUCUGUCAUUUGCUGCUUGUGUGGGAAAUGAAGAAAUUGUACAGUUGCUCAUUGAAAAUGGAGCUGACAUUGGAGCUCAAGAUUAUCUGGGUAACACUGUUCUUCACAUCCUGGUUCUCCAGCCUAAUAAGAUGUUUGCCUGCCACAUGUACAGCCUGAUACUUUCCUAUGACAAAAACAAAGAGGGACCGGGAUCACUUGAACUGAUUCCUAACAAUGAGGGGCUUACUCCAUUCAAACUGGCUGGAGUUGAGGGCAACACUGUGAUGUUUCAAUACCUUAUGCAGAAGCGCAAGCACAACCUCUGGUCCUUUGGCCCCUUGUCCACUGUGCUCUAUGAUCUCACAGAAAUUGACUCCUGGGCUGAAGAUCAAUCCUUCCUUGAGCUCAUUGUCUCAACCAAGAAGAGAGAGGCACGCCAGAUCUUGGACCUAACACCUGUGAAGGAGCUGGUGAGCCUGAAGUGGAAUAUGUAUGGUCGUCCCUAUUUCUGUUUCCUGGCGUUAUUCUAUGUACUCUACAUGGUCUGCUUCACUAUGUGCUGCGUCUACCGACCUCUGAAACCCCGAACAGGCAACAAAACAAGCAGCAGAGACAAUACAAUCUAUGUCCAGAAAAUGCUGCAGGAAUCAUAUAUGACCUAUGAGGAUGAGCUGAGGCUGGUGGGGGAGCUGAUCACAGUCAUUGGAGCUGUAGUAAUUUUGAUCCUUGAG